This is a messenger RNA of Zeugodacus cucurbitae (melon fly), 1941 nucleotides long. It is a transcript of the gene Vamp7, whose product is annotated as vesicle-associated membrane protein 7. The record is from RefSeq and is a predicted model, not a curated record. Gene Ontology annotation, cellular component: membrane; SNARE complex. Gene Ontology annotation, molecular function: SNAP receptor activity; SNARE binding. The coding region runs from base 331 to 993 and encodes 220 amino acids. The transcript is spliced from 5 exons. Lineage: Eukaryota; Metazoa; Arthropoda; Insecta; Diptera; Tephritidae. Gene Ontology annotation, biological process: exocytosis; vesicle fusion.
UAAUACUAGCCGUAAUUUUAACAACAACAGAGAACUCUGCAACAACGCAAAUUUAUUUUGACAGAGCUUAAAUGCAGUUGCAUUUUAUAUUUUCCACGAAUUUAAGAUAAUGAGAAUUUUCGACCUUUGUCUGCAUUGUUAAAAUUGUGAAAAUAACAAUCAAAUUGCAAGAAUCAAAACAAAAAAGGAAAAACGAAAAAAAUUGAUUAUUCAUCGAAAAUAUCUGCAACACAUCUAAAUAGGCGAUCUGAAAGUGGAAUUGUACGAAGAGCUAAGCUUGCGUUGAAGCUGGAAACUUUGUCGCUUUAGCAGUAUUGACAUCCAAACAAAAUGCCUAUUCUAUACAGCGUAAUAUCCCGGGGCAGCACAGUGCUUGCUAAAUAUGCGGAGUGUGUGGGAAACUUUGCCGAGGUCACCGAACAGAUAAUCUCUAAAAUCGCAAUGGAGAAUCACAAAUUGACCUAUUCGCAUGGCGAAUAUUUAAUACAUUAUAUAUGUGAAAAUCGCAUUAUCUAUAUGUGCAUUACAGACAACGAAUUUGAUCGUACACGGGCCUUUUUAUUCUUGGCUGACAUUAAGCAGAAGUUUAUACAUACUUAUGGAUUACAAGUGGCGACAGCUAUUGCAUAUGCAAUGAAUACGGAGUUUUCGAAAGUGCUGGCGGAACAAAUGACACAUUUCAGUCAAUCGCGAGAAGUGGAUAUGAUUUCGCGAGUGCAUGGGCAAAUUGACGAGUUGAAAGAUAUCAUGGUGAAAAAUAUAGACAGUCUACGCGAUCGAGGUGAAAGAUUGGAAUUACUUGUGAACAAAACGGAAAAUCUUAGCAAUAAUUCUGUUGCAUUCCGCAAAGCUUCUCGCAAUUUGGCACGGCAAAUGUUCUGGAAAAAGGUUCGCCUCUAUGUCGUGGUGGUGUUAAUUAUAAUAUUUAUAAUCUAUGUGAUUAUAAGUAUGUUCUGCGGUGGUCUGGCAUGGCAGAGUUGUGUUGCCAACUAAAAGUGCUUCAUUAAAGUUUUCCAUGCAAAUUUAUGCUAAAUACACCAAUACGUAUUUACAUUUUCAAUAUCACAUAUGUAUUUAUAGUCAACUAAAAUCUUGGUUUUUACGUCAUAUUAUUUUUUUUUCAUCUUUAUUUAUGUAUAUGCAUGCAAAUAUGUAUUUAAAAUUUCGAAGAAUAAUAACCUUUUUAUAUGUACGUUGUCUGGAGCAACGCGCAGAUCGUUGUACGAGACGGGUCAUUGAUAAAGUACAGCGUAUGAAAAUAAUCAAUAUUUCUUGAUUUAAAAUGCACACAAAAUAAGAGAAUAUAUAUAUUUUUUGUACAUACACAUGUAAAAGAGUAUGUAUGUGCUAAUAAAAAAAGUUAAAUAUUAAAUAAAGCAAAGCUAAAAAUUUAAAUAUAAAAUUAUGAAAAUAAUCGCUGGAAUUCGAUAUUUUAUUAAAUAUAUAUUUACAUACACUGUAAAAGCAAAACAAAUUAUAAUGCCAAAUUAAAUUGUUUAACGAGUUAUAUAAGAUAUAUAUAUAUAUAUAUUAAAUAUGUGUAUGAAAGACAAUAUGCAAGAUAAAUAUCAGCUCAUUUUUGUACGCCAACGUAAAUAACAUCACCACGUUUUAUUUUCCCUGCCUGACGUAGGCCUAAAUGUAUGCCCAACACGGGACUUGGAUUAUCCCCAACGCAGCGAUAACUGAAAUUAAGAGAAUUACUUAUAUUUACUAAAUAAGUGAAAAAUAUUUGAGAAUGCAAUUUACGUUUUUAGUGUCUUCAAAGGAUUAUUCUCUGCAUCGCGCUCACCAGUCUCCGGAUUUAUAUUGGGUAAAAUGCAGCGACGGCAUGGCGCCACCUUACGAAACACCGCUUCACUACCGACUUUAAUCCAGUCGUAAGCGUCUUCCACAUAUGGCUCGCUAUUAUCCAUUUUUAAGUAGAAAUCUCCACGAAAC